Sphaerulina musiva SO2202 is the source of this 608-nucleotide messenger RNA. RefSeq lists its product as uncharacterized. NCBI's taxonomy places the organism in Eukaryota, Fungi, Ascomycota, Dothideomycetes, Mycosphaerellales, Mycosphaerellaceae. The annotation marks the transcript as partial. The record is from RefSeq and is a predicted model, not a curated record. The transcript has a single exon.
AGACCAGGACUGGGGGCGUUAAAACACCUCCGAAAUGAUCGCAUCGAUGAGCGUGCACAGGACAGUCAGGACUUCUGUGCUCGUCGCGCCUCGUGAGGACAUCAAGGUCAUUGACCAUGGCUGCUCCUGGUCAGUUUCCAUCGCGUUCCGUGGUGUGCGAUUUGGAAAUUUUUGACGAAAAAUGUUCUUUUGCUACAAUCCCAUGAUACACCAGUGAUCGGUGUCACAGCAUCUUGCCUUCUCUUUUUGCAUAAUGGACCAUACCACUACGAUGCAACACUCGCUUGAUGGAGCGUCAUCGCGAGCGUCAAGGCUCGUGAUUCAGUGCAUGCCAAUGUGAGAUGACCAAUAAUGAUUGAACAACCAUAUCUUCUCCGCUCGUUCGUCAAAUAAACUUGUACAAGGAUGGUGUGGUAGUCGUAGCAGUACCAUCGCUCGGCAGAACUGUCCAGGAUGUCAGAAAGGCAUAAUCUGUGGGACCGAGUUUACGAUAUAGCCUGCCAUUUUCUGGCAUCCGAGCUUGAAGCUCAGUUAUGCAACAGAACUGUCACGCUGGUCGCAUCGAUCUCAUGCACUACUCUUGUGAAAAGCCAGUCCCUGGAGGGGGC